AUGGCCGACGUGGAGCUGGCGCCACCCCCACCACCGCAGAAUGUCCAGCCUGGUGAUUAUCUCGUUGUCGUUCAUGGCCACGCCGGUGGAGAAGAUGAAUUGCAGAUGAAGUGUAAUCAGCUCAUCAGACUGGUAGAGCUUGAUGACGAGUUCCAAGAUGGUUGGUGGCUUGGCGAACACCCCGAGACGAACGAGAAGGGUCUUUUCCCCGCAGGUUUCACCAGGAAAGCCCGAAGACAUGAAUCCGAACAAUUCCAAAACUCUCUCCGUAUCGAUUCAACCCAGGGGACAUUCGCCUCUGAAGAGACCGAGUCGCCCGCGCAAAUCGAACCCUCAACCCCGAAAGACAAAUCUUUUGGUGCCGUGGGGAGUGAGCAAACUACUCCGCAGGCAUCGCGACAGAAUAGUGUUCCGGAGGUGUCUACAAUGAGCUCACCAGGGCAGCAACGAUCUGCUUCCUCACCUCUUCCGCAAUCUAGCUUGGCCGCCGAUAUUCAAAAUGCAUUCCGUCCGUCUGGAAGUCAUCAUGUCAAUGGAGAGGAAAGUCCAGUGAUGAAUGAGACUCUGAGUGUGAUUGAUGAACACAUUACCGAUAUGAACACGCCUCGCCACAGCAUGUCCACACAAGAUGCGAAGACGAUCAAUGACUCGGGCAGUGAAUACAGUACCCAUCUCAGCCACCGCCUGUCAUACAUUAAUGGACAUGAGACAGAUGAGGAAGAGGGUACAUCACUGACCGAGCAGGAGGUCCGUCGAUGGACCCAGAUGGAUACCUCAAAUCAUCUACGAAGCCUCGGUGUCGAGCCCAAACACUGUGAAAUUUUCGAGAGAGAAGAGAUCACAGGCGAUGUGCUACUGGAGAUGAACCAGGACUUCAUAUUCAUGAAAGAGUUUGAUUUCGGUGUCAUGGGCAAACGACUCAAGACUUGGCACAAAAUUAAAGCACUCCAGGAGGAAGUUAAGGGCUCCAAGCCACCACCGACCCGAGGCUCUAUUGCGGGCUACCCCAGCCCUAAUGAAGAACGAUCAGGGUCGCGUGCCGGUCACACUGGUACCUUUCUCCCCCGAAUUCCUACUGUAUCAGAGAAGACUGGUGCAGGAUUCUCACGAGCAGCAUCUAUGGGCCCUUCUCAGCAUCCCAGACUAGCCAGCAAUAACAGUUCCCCAGUCACCCCGAUGACUCCUCCCCAGUAUGGCAACGAUUCUCGAAGAAUAUCUGCGGCAUCAAUUCGCGAUUUCAAUCACAGCCGGCGACACUCCUCUAUCGAUGCGACUCAACGCGGCGUUUCCGAAUUUUAUGGCCACCAGAAGAAGCCGUCUUUUGAUAGAUCUUGGACACUGAACGGUGGAACGCACGCGUUACCACCUCGCCCGGGAACUUCAGUUGGUACCCCAACGGAAGGAUAUCGAACUUUCCGUGGAACUGUUGAGUCAGAACCCAACACCCCUGAUGGCUUUGAUGACUUGGAUCGAGGCUAUUUCUCUGGUACCGAGGUUGAUUCGCGCCGAACUCAACGACGCUUACAAAAACGAACGACGUCCAGCGGAGGUAGCCUGAGCCAUUCUCGAAAGUCGAGCUACCAGGAAGAGCCUUUCUUAGCUAAGCCUCCAAAGCGCCAGUCCAGAAUUGCUAGCGUUGAUUCCCUGCGCGAUGCAGGUAAACAUACAUCUGUUGCUUCUAAGCUGUACAAUGAUUCCCCUGCAAAGUCUCGUCUGCGCAGCCUGAGCCAACGCAACUCUGCUCAGAGUGGCAGUGGUCGUAAUUCUCAGGCGUCUAACACCGACACCAAGUCUGGGUUCUUUUCCAAUUUUGGAAUGAAGAAGAGCAGUGAAUCUGACGGCUCUGGUCGUUUCCAGCCUUUGAGAAACGUUGGCCCAAAGAUGCGACGAGCUGUAGGCAUGCGCGCCAUUUCAGAUGCCGCCAGCAAGGACUCCUCCGCACCUGUUUCUCCUCGGGACUUCGACCCUAAGCUCGCGCGCACUGGCUCCACUACCCCUUCGGCUACAUCCAAGAGCUCAGAGCGCCACAGCACAGAUGGCUCUGGCAAGGUUGGUGAUGCUCCUGGGUUAAUGAACCGUCCUCGGACAGUAAAGUCAAAGAAGGAUACCAGUGCAUACACCCGCGGUCUGGAAAAGAAGACACCCCAGGAACAGAUUGCUGUCUGCGAUUACAGUGGAUGGAUGAAGAAGAGGUCAUCUAAUCUAAUGACCACCUGGAAGCCUCGACUGUUCGUUUUGCGUGGACGCCGUUUGUCAUACUAUUACGCCGAUGACGAUACUGAAGAGAGGGGUCUAAUCGACAUCACUGCCCACCGUGUACUCCGAGCAGAUAAUGACCCUAUAAUCACCCUCCACGCAACGGUCACAGGCUCUACAGCGCUUCCAGCAAAUGCGAGCGCCACGGAGCAGAGUGGGGUCAAGCUCAUCACCCCUUCAGUCCUUGCAUCGAUGAAGAGUAAAGACGGCAAUGGGCCAUUCUUCUUCAAAUUGGUGCCACCCAAGUCGAAUAACUCGCGCACUGUACAAUUUACCAAACCUACAACUCACUACUUCCAAGUUGACAGUGUUGAGGAGGGCCGACUGUGGAUGGCAGCCCUCAUGAAGGCAACGAUCGAGCGUGAUCUAACCGAGGAAGCAUCCACAACCAACAAGCAAAAGACCAUUAGUCUCAAGCAAGCCCGUUUAAUGAAUCAGCGACCACCAGCUCUCAUGAAUAACCCACACCCUCUGGAAGACGACAAACUGGUCGAAGAGAAAGAGGACGAAGACGAAGGUCUUCGGAUUGAAGGUCUCAAUUUGACCAAAUCCGGAUCAUCAGGAGGCAAUUCCUAUGUCGAUGCCAAGGGCGAUCAGAACGGCACCGGUCCCAAUUCCCACGAACGCACAGAGUCGAAUCAUCUCGGUGAAAUUGAAACAGGCCCUACGUCCCUUCUCCCAAGCCCCCUAAUCAGAAACGACUCGUUCUGA
Penicillium angulare is the source of this 2967-nucleotide messenger RNA. RefSeq names its product putative polarized growth protein (Boi2). The record is from RefSeq and is a predicted model, not a curated record. Gene Ontology annotation, cellular component: plasma membrane. Bases 1 to 2967 code for a protein of 988 amino acids. NCBI's taxonomy places the organism in Eukaryota, Fungi, Ascomycota, Eurotiomycetes, Eurotiales, Aspergillaceae. Gene Ontology annotation, biological process: actin cytoskeleton organization. The transcript has 3 exons. Gene Ontology annotation, molecular function: protein binding.